This is a messenger RNA of Hibiscus syriacus, 471 nucleotides long. RefSeq lists its product as uncharacterized. The coding region runs from base 1 to 450 and encodes 149 amino acids. NCBI's taxonomy places the organism in Eukaryota, Viridiplantae, Streptophyta, Magnoliopsida, Malvales, Malvaceae. The record is from RefSeq and is a predicted model, not a curated record. The transcript is spliced from 2 exons.
AUGCUGUCAACUGGGUCAUUUUUCCAUGAAAAGAGCAUCACACUGGGGAACCUAAUCGGCGUUUCAAGCAUCUUGGAACUCUCAAGAAGAUCCAUAAGAGGAAGACAAGCAGAAGGAACAAGAGAAAAACGAAGUAAGAACAACAGGUCAAAAGUGUGGCGGUUCUCUUUAUGUUCAAGGGAUGAUACCCAGAAUGCAAGCAAUGUUCCAUCGCUUGGCCAUUUCCUUGCGGUGGAAAGAAGAGCAGCCGGUGGAUAUAGAAGGGGCUCCAUCGUCGUUGGACCCGACGAGCCUGCCCCGCAGGCUCAACCCAAUAUAGAAUCAAACUCACUAUUCAUCAAUGGCUGCAUCGCUCCUCCUAGAACCACUUCACUCCAUGUUUCCGACACUGAUGAUGGUAACAGUCAUGGAGUUCCAGUUAUGCUGAGCUGCAUAUGUGGACAGCCCUGAACCCUCCCUCCACUUAUGGCC